UUUAAUAUUGUAGACAUAAUUUCUGUUUGUUUCUUACGGAAAGAAUACCUUCAUUAUAAUAUCAGUUUCAGAAAUGGAAUUUAAAGAUGGUGAUCAUGUGGUACCUGACUUGCAAAAGCUGUCAAAGAUUAAGUCAAUCAGACUUCCUCGUAGAUCAAAAGCAUCGUCAAAACUUAGAGACUAUAACAACGAUUUCUUCAAUCUUUACGCUGAUAGUGUGUGCUCGGACUCUUAUAACGUUUCAGACUCUAGUUCUUCUUCAUUUGACGAGGCACGAAUGGUACCCAUAGGUAUUCCAGCCACACUUCAAUGCAAAAAGUAUAACGAUACUAUCAUGACUUAUGAUUUCUGCACCAGUGAUGGAGAUUUUGAUUUAGACAUCAAGGAACGGAUAGUUGUUGGAUGUGAAAGUAGCACACGCACUGAAACUGGUAAAUCGAAGAUGAACAAGAAACCAGUAAGAAAAACGUCUUGGAGGAAAGUGAAGAAAGGUCAACCACAAGCAUCCUCAACCAUGGUCGAAUCACCGAGCCAUUCAAAACACGAGAUGAAACGUACAUUAAGCAGGAAGGAUUCUGGUAUUAGUGAAUCCAUUACUUCACUACAAGCAUUAGAAGUUUCAUAUGAUUCACAUGUACCGGAACCUGUGAAUGAUCGGACAUUUAUCGUUUGCAGUAACAAUGAUUCUAAUACGGAUGAAGAUGAUGUAUGUAAUAUAGCGGCAGUUUCUGACAAUAUGCAAAUAGAUACCGUUUCUUCGAUUAGUGCAAUAACUCAAAAUAUAUCACGUAGACACGAAUUUAAAGAGAAUAUAUAUGUGCGGAAUUCUUUUUACAAUAAGAACAAAGGUGUUCCGAGAACAAGCACAAAAGCAAGGUUACGACUGACACCUAAAAAGACGGAGAAGACUAGAAUCGCCACACCGAACUAUUCGAUUGCAAGUGUGCGUCCUGUUUGUUCACUUCCUUUUACCAAAUUACUACGCGUGCUUAACAAAAAGUGUAAAAAGAAACAAAGUACUAACUGCAAAAUUCAUAAUCCGAUUCUAAAGAAAGAUAUGGAAAGAGAAGAAAUUAUGAUGAGAAUGAGAUAUUUUAAAGAAAGUUUCAGUAAUAACACGUCAGACCUUCGGAUAUUGGCCAAUUUGUAGACAUUUCGCAUCCCCCCUGUAAUCUCUAAUAGUGCUACU
Messenger RNA from Mytilus trossulus (common blue mussel), 1189 nucleotides. RefSeq lists its product as uncharacterized. The record is from RefSeq and is a predicted model, not a curated record. The transcript is spliced from 3 exons. The coding region runs from base 74 to 1150 and encodes 358 amino acids. Lineage: Eukaryota; Metazoa; Mollusca; Bivalvia; Mytilida; Mytilidae.